UCUUUCCUUCCUGUUCCUUUAUAAUAAAGAUUUUCGCCUCUUUCUGUGUGCCUCUGAUAUUUUCCUCUCUUUACUCUUUCUCCAACAAUUUCUUCAGGUUCUAUUAGGUGUUUUAACUGAAAGGUGAACAUGGGUGGUGGGAAGGAUAAACAUGACGAACAUGACAAAGGGCUUUUCGGGCACCAUGGACAUGGAUAUCCUGGAUAUCCUCCGGCACAAUAUCCUCCUGGACAGUACCCUCCACCUUCUGGGGCAUACCCUCCCCAACAGGGUUACCCACCACAGGGGUACCCACAACAAGGAUAUCCUCCUGCGGGGUAUCCUCCUGCCGGAUACCCUCCCGCCGGUUAUCCCGGAUCAUCAACUCAUCACACAGGGCAUAGCAGUGGUGGCUUAGGAGGAUUGAUAGCUGGGGGUGCUGCAGCUGCAGCCGCAGCUUAUGGCGCUCACAAUCUCUCACAUGGCGCUCACAUCCCGCACGGCGCUCACAACCCGUACGGCGCUCACAUCCCGUACGGCGCUCACAUCCCGCACGGUGCUCACAUGCAUCAUGGCGGCAAGUUCAAGCACCAUGGCGGCAAGUUCAAGCACGGCAAGUUUGGCAAGCACGGCAAGCAUGGCAAGUUCGGAAAGCAUGGCAUGCUCGGUGGAAAGUUCAAGAAGUGGAAGUGAUCCUCGUCUUUUUCAAACCGAAUGUGGUCUUAUUAACUAUUGUGCUUUCAUGUCGUUGGUUCUGAUUUCUCCAAAUAAUCUAUACAUAUGGACUCUUCGAUGUAUGCAUUGUGGCUGCUUAUAGCCUUAUUCUAUCGCUUUUGCCGUUAACAAAGCCGUAGUUUAGCAUCCAAA
Molecule: messenger RNA, 846 nt
Organism: Morus notabilis
Lineage: Eukaryota; Viridiplantae; Streptophyta; Magnoliopsida; Rosales; Moraceae
Product: glycine-rich protein A3
Exons: 3
Coding region: 130-672 (180 amino acids)
Source: RefSeq, a predicted model, not a curated record